UUCAUGGGCUGUAAAAUGGAGCAGGUCUGUGCUGACUGUAGCUGUGGAAAAUACAACUUCAGGAACUUUUUGUAAAGUAGUUUAGAUAAAGAAGCAACUCGUCAUCUGUUUUGAGGUUUCUGUGGGAGAGCUGCUCAGAGGGUGAGGAGGAAAACCAUCAAAUGCUAUGGAAGCUCAAACAAGAGCUGAAGGAUUCCCUUGUUGAUAUGUACAAAGCUAAUCCCAAAGUCAAUGAGGAACUGAAACAAAGGCUGCCGUCCCCUAUAAAGCGCCAUUGUUCAGAGACCACACCACAAUCUGGGUUCUGUGGUCAGGGCUCCAGCCCAGAUAUCUCGCAGGCUACACUGGAGGCAGCAGCUCCGGAGAAAAAGAUAAAAGGUCCUGACUCUCCCAGGGCUAGAGAAGACCCAGUACGUGGACCCUCUCCUCCUCCUCCACCACCAUUUCCAGCCCCAGUUAGAAAUAUAGAGGAGGUGAUGCUGUCCCCCCAAAGAGCCACCACACAGCACAGCCUGGGCAGAGAGGAGAUGGACAACAGGGCUGUCAGCAAAUCACCCUGCAUUACACCUGAGCCAACAAGACCCAGAAGUAUUACAGAAGAGGGCAAUGAGAAUUCCAAAGUUGGUCAUGACUCCAAACGGCAAGUCCCGUUCCUUGAUAAAGAGAAGAACAUCGUGUUCCUGUUGAAGGAGCUGGACUCACUCCGAGAACUCAAUAAAAAGCUCCAGGACAAGCUGGCCCUGAAGGAGAAGGAGCUUGAGACUAUGAGAUUGGACAGCCAGCUUCAUGAAGAGAAACUUGGAGUCCAAGCAUGUGAGAGAGCUGCAGCAUUAGUGGAGGAGAUUUAUAAAGCUCAGAGGGAGAGGGACCAGGCUGUCAUGGCCAGACUGCGGCUAGCUAAUAAGGAGCGGGAUGAGGCUCUUCUCCGAGCCAAGAAGCUUCAAGAGGCAGCGCUUGAGCUGGAGAAUAUUAACCCAGAAGAAACUGACAUGGACCUGGAGGAGUUGCUCAACAGGGUGAGCAGUGCGGAUUCUGCUUUGAGCAUUGAGCAGAGUGGUAUGGCCAUCAUGGAGCGCAUUCAGAGGGCUAGGGAACGCCGCUCUAAGAUCACCUCUGAGGAGAUGAAAGCUGUCAUAGAGGAGCGAGACAAUGCCUUAACCAGGUGCAAGCGUCUGGAGCAAGAGCUGCUUCAUACUCAAGAGCUGAGCCAGACCAACAGUACCCAUCACCUGAACAUGGCAAACAAUCAGGAAUGUGAGCGCAAGAUUCAGGCAGAGUUGGAGGCUGUACAGAAAGAGCGGGAUAUGGCUGUGGAACUUGGGCACAAACUGGAGGAGGAGCUCCAGGCCCUGCGCAGGUACCUCAGUGCACAGCAGAGCCAAACAGAGGAGUCUAGUAGGAAGGAGACUCCAUGCUUGUCCUCCGCCACCUGUAUUAAGGAUUGCAGCACAGCCCAGGGACAGAAUCUGCUGAGCCAUGUGCAGCAGCUCACCUCCGAGCUACAGAACGCUCAGACUCAACUCCGAAUGACACGGGAGUCUGAAAGAGAGGCUACUGAAAAAGUGCAUAAGCUAGAACGGUUGGUCGAUGUUUUGAGGAAGAAGGUGGGCACAGGCAGUGUCCGUACUGUGAUCUGACUGACCAAUGGGUGACUGGAACAGACGGCCACAUCUGGUGACCAGGCUGCUGUGUUUAACUCUGAGCAAACAGCCAAAGCCCUUCCUGGGCAAACAUGGGCUGGAAGUGCUGCUUGCUCUCACCCUCAGCCCUUCACUCACUUCUCAUAACCUCCACACACACUUUCUCAUUGUUACAGUCUCUGACUGAUGCUACUGCAACCAGACAUUUUAUCCCAACUCUAUCUUUGAAGUGUUUUUUUUUUUUUUUUUUUUUAAAUGUAUUGAUUUGAGCAAUGUGUUGAUUGUCCAAGGACAUGGGUAGAUUUAAUGGAAAUGCAGAUAUUUAAUGUGUGACAAAAUGAGUCUUAAUUAGGUCUUUUAUGUCCAAAAUGUAAAAUGAUGAUUUAAUUGGCCUGUUUUGUAUAAUAAAUGGUUUGGGCUACAGACUAAAUUUCAAAUGUGCCAAGCAAGCAUUGGUCUU
Molecule: messenger RNA, 2100 nt
Organism: Neoarius graeffei (lesser salmon catfish)
Lineage: Eukaryota; Metazoa; Chordata; Actinopteri; Siluriformes; Ariidae
Gene: mipol1
Product: mirror-image polydactyly 1
Exons: 14
Coding region: 162-1637 (491 amino acids)
Source: RefSeq, a predicted model, not a curated record